AUGGCAUCCACCGAGGAGAAGCUUGAGCCCAAGGACCUGUCCUACCAUUUCUCUCGAGUCACCAAGAAACGCGAUGCCAGUAACAUCAAACAAUUCUACAAAUACUUUUUGAUUCCUGGCAUAGGCAAUCUUGCUGGAGGUCUCCCGAAUGCUGCCUACUUCCCCUACGAUACAUUGGAGGCAUCAACUGCCCUCCCGGAUCGACACCGACCGACGCCUAACAAGCCUGUUGACCCCCCCGCGACGGAACUGGCCAAUUUUACGAUUGCCGAAGGUCCUGCUGCCUCCAGAGUUCUUGUGCCUCACGAUUCAGCCGAACCAAAUAUCCUGCGAAAGAUUGAUUUGGCCACUGCCUUACAAUAUGGCACGGCUCAGGGGUAUCCCCCCCUCUACAGUUUCAUUCGAUCCUUCACGCAGAAGAACUUGCAUCCCAAUGUUCCAUACAAGGGUGGGCCGGAAGUCAUCCUGACGUGCGGAUCUACUGAUGGGUUUUCCAAAGCCAUUGAAUGCUUCAGUAAUAUCUGGGAUGAAGACAGGGACUGGAUCCGGGAAAGAGAGGGCAUCUUAUGUGAAGAGUUUGCUUAUAUGAAUGCCAUCCAAGCUACCAAACCUCGUGGCCUCAAUGUGGUGCCUGUGGCUAUUGAUGACGAGGGAAUGCUCGCUUACGGUAAGGGAGGUCUAGAAGAGGUCCUGACCAACUGGGACAAGAACAAGGGCAAGAGGCCACAUCUGAUGUAUACCGUGACAAUGGGUCAGAAUCCUACGUCAGGGCUGCUAUCGGUGAAGAGACGCACGGAGAUCUACUCACUAUGCCAGAAGUACGACAUCAUCAUCAUUGAAGAUGAGCCAUACUGGUAUCUCCAAUAUCCUUCUGCGAACCAGCUCUCGAUCAAGACUCGGGGUAAGCCUGUUUCGGAGAAUUUCCCUAUCGACCCGUCACAUAAUUACAAUGCCUCGUCUGGGGGCAAGUCUAGCGGGUUUGCGUUCUUGGACAGCCUUGUGCCUUCGUAUCUGUCAAUUGAUGUUGAUGGACGAGUGGUCCGGUUAGACACUUUCAGCAAGACCGUGGCUCCCGGAUGCCGGCUGGGAUGGAUUACGGCCCAGCCGGCCAUGAUUGAGCGAAUCCAACGCAUCACUGAGACUACUACACAGCAACCUAGUGGAUUUGUUCAGAGCUUGAUUGCUGAACUCAUCUUGGGGCCUUCGACGAAUGGGGACCCGGGUAAGGGCGGCAGCAAAGAUGGCAGCGGGUGGGCAGUCGAAGGGUGGGUGCGAUGGCUCGAGGGAUUGCGUGGCAAUUACGAACGACGAAUGCAACUGAUGAGUACAAUUCUCGAGGACGGUAAAUACCUGAUUCAGAGUUCUCCGCGGCCGUCGAGUGUUUCGGCACCGGAUGAGGAUGACUAUGAACUGCUUCACAAGACACAGCUUUACGAUUUCGCGUAUCCAAUGGCUGGUAUGUUUCUCUGGAUGCGAGUCCACUACCAAACACAUCCCUUGCAUCAAGACGUCACGCAUGAGCGGCUCGCUCGGGCCUUGUGGAUGUUCAUGACCAUCAAACCGUACCUGGUACUACUCAGCCCUGGGGCAAUGUUCUCUCCCACGCCAGAGCUCGUAUCUGAAAAGGGGUGGCAAUACUUCCGACUAUGCUUUGCAGCAGUGGAUGAUGAUGUGGUUGAGAAGCAUACCAAAGCGGUAGUCAAGGCUUUCGCGGAAUUCUGGGUCAUUGACGACGUUAAGAAGAUUGAUGAACUCUUGGAUGACGAGGAGGACGCCCAAGCGAGGCUGGCCGGUGUGGCACUGCAGAAUCAGGUGAGUCUGACUUUCGAUGGCUAG
Molecule: messenger RNA, 1836 nt
Organism: Capronia epimyces CBS 606.96
Lineage: Eukaryota; Fungi; Ascomycota; Eurotiomycetes; Chaetothyriales; Herpotrichiellaceae
Exons: 3
Coding region: 1-1836 (611 amino acids)
Biological process (GO): biosynthetic process
Molecular function (GO): pyridoxal phosphate binding; transaminase activity
Source: RefSeq, a predicted model, not a curated record